Molecule: messenger RNA, 1473 nt
Organism: Aspergillus wentii DTO 134E9
Lineage: Eukaryota; Fungi; Ascomycota; Eurotiomycetes; Eurotiales; Aspergillaceae
Product: glutathione synthetase
Exons: 1
Coding region: 1-1473 (490 amino acids)
Biological process (GO): glutathione biosynthetic process
Cellular component (GO): cytosol
Molecular function (GO): glutathione synthase activity; glutathione binding; ATP binding
Source: RefSeq, a predicted model, not a curated record
AUGUCCGACUCGACAGAACAGCCAGAAUAUCCCCCCGAACUGUCCGAAGAACAGGGCCUCUUCUUGACCUCGCAGAUUCUCGACUGGCAGAUCAACCAUGGCUCCUUGCUGAAACGCGUGCAGACCCAAACCGACCACAGCGUCUUGUCCCAUCCGAUCGGCGUGACUGUCUUUCCCACGCUGUUCCCCCGGGCGCAGUUCCAUCGCGCGCUGGAGCUGCAGUCCAUCUACAACGAGCUGUACUGCGCGGUCGCUCAAGACGAGCAGUGGAUCUUUGAGGCUAUUCAAGAUCUCCUGCCCAUCGAUCCCCUGGCUGCUGUGUUGUGGAAUGUCCACCAGCAGGUCCAGAAAGCGGGGUAUUCCCAGCCCGUUUCUGCUGGCAUUUUUCGGUCGGAUUAUAUGCUUCAUGCAGAUCGCCCAUCUGAUUUAUUGAGGAACCCUGAAGUAUCUCUGAAACAAGUCGAAUUCAACACGUUUUCAUGUGCGGGAGGAUCCCACGCAGACAAAGUCGUCAAGAUGCACCGUUAUCUUGCCCGGACGGGGGCAUACGAAGACAGCGUACAACUGUCUGCCCUUCCACAGAAUGACAAUAUCGAGCAGCUCGCAGACUGUCUUGCAGCUGCUCAUACGGCCUAUGGGGGGAAGUCAGACACGGCAGUGUUGUUUAUUGUGCAGCCCAACAAUUUCAACAUUGCCGACGAAAGACCGAUCGAGUAUGCCUUGUGGAAUCGAGAGCAGCCCGUUCCAGCAUAUCGACUGGACUUUGGCGAUGUGCUUGAAUGCACUUCUUUGGCAGGCACUGGCGAACUGCUUUUUCAUCCUCCAUGGCUCUCCAAGACGGUGGAGAUUUCUGUUGUCUACAUGCGUGCUGGAUAUGAAGCACACGAAUAUGACGAGACUGGAAUCGCAGCCCGCGUGCGACUGGAAGCAUCGCUGGCCAUCAAAUGUCCGUCUCUUCUGGCUCAUAUCUGCACUUUCAAGAAGAUCCAGCAUGCUCUGACAGGUGCUGGUGUUCUCGAGCGGUUUAUUUCAGAAGAAAAGGCUGCGUUUAUCCGGUCUACAUUUGUCAAGAUGUAUUCUCUGAAUGAAUCAGAUGCUCGUCGUCUUGCUACUGAUCCGAUACUCUCAAAGGACUACAUUCUGAAACCCUCUUUAGAAGGAGGAGGACACAAUGUGUUUGGCGAUGCUAUUCCAGAUUUCCUCGCAUCGAUCCCCGAGUCCAGCUGGGGUGCGUAUAUUCUGAUGGAACGCAUUCCAUCGCCAUUAGUGAUGAAUGUCCUACUUUCCUCUCUAGGAAUCGAUUCCGGCGAGGUCAUCUCCGAGCUGGGCAUAUUCGGAACGUGUCUCUGGAAACAGGGCGAGAUGCUGCAGAAUUCCGUCGCAGGAUGGUCGUUCAAGACGAAGCAUGAAGAUGUCGACGAGAUGAACGUGGUCAAGGGCUAUGGAUGUUUUGACACGCCGUUAUUAAUUUAA